Molecule: messenger RNA, 3186 nt
Organism: Zootermopsis nevadensis
Lineage: Eukaryota; Metazoa; Arthropoda; Insecta; Blattodea; Termopsidae
Source: RefSeq, a predicted model, not a curated record
ACCAGGAAUAGUAUUUUGAUUUCGAAAUGAUGGACGGCUGAAGGCACCGCAAUAGAAAUUCCGAGGAAUGUGUUCAUGCUGAUUCCUCGCUAAGGUCCGGUAGCAUAAUCCGUGGCUCAUCUGUGGUGUCCUUCGUAUUGAUGUCGGACUGUGUGGUCAGUCGUUACAUGUUAUUGUAGAAAGGGUAAUAGUAGUAUUACUUAUAAAUGUUAACAAGAAGUAUGGCAAUGAAAGGACUACCUUAUUUUACAGUAGGAAAAGUUGUAAAAGGUUUCGGAAGAGGUUCAAAGGAUCUAGGAAUCCCAACAGGUGCGUAGAAAUUAGUUUCAGACUGAAGUGACCAGAUUCAAGAUGCUGCGCCGCAGACAGCCUGAGUCCUUGACGCAAUUGGCCUUGAGGUCUAUUGCAGACUUUGUAUAUCAGAUGAGUCAACAGUGUAUUACAACAUUAACUAAUAGGCGUUAUGGCGUCGCAAAAUUUUAUUGGAAUUUAGUCUCUUCACAAGCACACAACUGUAACUGGGAUGAACUUCAGCAGUUCAUACAGCCUGGCCUGCCUCGGAUCUUAGCCAGUAAAGUUUCAUCUCAUUUACUGGAUACACUAUCACAGGUGGCAAAGGAAAACAAAUAUCUGUGUUUCUAUGAUGCAAUGAUUGCCCAUGAUUGUGAUACGAUUCUUUUUGAUAUGCUUGUGCUGGCAGUGAUUCACCCAUGCAUGGCUAAGCUGGUGCUGCAACGCUGCCCAGACAGUCUUUGUCUUAUUCUGUGCAAACAGCUGCACAGGUUGACUGAAUUGAAGGUUCUGAAAAUACAUGCAAUACCUACUAAGAGCAUUAAACUUGCAGUCAGAAAUGUAAUUGUAAGUAACAUGGGAUUUUUAAGGAACCUGGUUGUAUUCAAUUAUGUUAAGCAUUGCACUGACAGCGUACUCGAAGUUGCAGCCUGUCAUUGUAGGCAGUUGGAACACUUGAGUGUAAUGUUUUCUAAGAAGGUAACAGCCCAGAGUGUAGAGUCAGUCAAGAAGUUCCAGAACUUAAAGACUCUCAACAUCUGGGGCACAUCCAUCACCAAAGAGUAUUGUUCUCAGUUGUUAGACACACUUCUCAAACUUGAGGAUUUUUCAUCUGACCAAGAAGACGUUCUAGAAGGUGUUAGUCAGCUUCCGCUGGUAUUAAAAUCCUUGACAACAACACACUUUAAAAACUCGCAUGAUUUGGCGAGUUUGUGUCAUCUCUCGCAUCUAACCCUUCAUGGUGUUGACUGUGAUCUAAUCUGCUUGAAAGCAUUGACAAAUCUUCGAGAACUGGCAGUUAGCAACUGUCGCUUUUCCUGCAUCGAAACAUUUUUAAUGUCGAGAGGAGAGCAGCUGACAUUGUUAAAAUUGAAAGAAGUGUCAGGUGUCACCAUGGAAUGCAUCACUUAUUGUACACGACUCAAAACACUGCAUCUAUCAGUUCACAGUUAUACCCUUCACAUUGAUGACCUGUCGUUGCUUCAUUAUAAGAAUCUAGAGCACUUGGCUGUAAGGGGAUAUUAUCUGAUGAGUUAUGACAUUUUAUUGUCUGUGUACACAAAAUUAAAGACUUUGAAGUUGUCGCAGGCUCAUGUCCUGCAAAAGGAAGUGAUAGUUAAUGCCAUAACUGCUGGCAGGUGGAAGCAGAUGGAAGUUGUCAAUUUUGAUAGAUGUGUGAAAGUAGAAUCGCUGAUGUAUAUAGUACAGAACUGUUAUAAUUUAAAGAAAAUUAUAUAUAAAGUGAAAGAGAAUCUGGAGAGUUCUGAACUGCUAAACUUGUGUGGUUUGGAGACGUACUUGAAGGAAAAUAAUUUGGAUAUUGAAUUGGUGUUGUAAAAAAUAAACUCCCAUAAAACACCGCAAGAAUGGCAAAUGCAUUAUGAGCCAGUAUUAAGUAUAAAGCAGAAGUAAAUACUUAUUACUGCAUUCACUGUUGGAAUCAUACAUGCUCGAAGGGAGUGCAAUUACCUAGAAGACAAACUUAAAUUUGGUGUGCAAGAUUUUUGUAUGAAAUGCUGUUUACUACAUGUGUUUUGUUUUCCCACCCCCCCCCCCCCCCCCCCCCAUAGGAUCCUAACAAAAGUUUUUUUCUAUAAAUUCCCACAGGAUAGCAUCUAGCAGUGUGAGAUCUGGACAGUGCAAAGAUGUGGAAAUUUGACUUCUCAAAAAAUAAAGCAACCUGAAAAAACUGCUUCAUCAUAUCCAGUUGCGGCCUUUUCUAUAUAUGAACAGGCUGUUCUGCAGUGAAAGGCUUUGCAGGUUAUUUUUAUUGCACCUUUGCAGCUAAUUAGUACAACAGUCGACAAGGAAAAUAACUCUCUUCUUACACAGCAAACCAUGUAUCGUGCGAUCUUUGAAACGAUGUGGAAAUUUAGAGAGUGGUGAGAAAGUCCCAGUACCAACCUAAAAAUUUAAAUAUGACAAAUCUAAAAUGUGAUGUUUUCAUUUGUGUGUUGUCCACAUCAAAAGACACUAAUGAGGGUAGGAAUUCACUCUAGAGGGGGGAAUAUAUUAAAUUUCUUAAAUAGUUCUAUCAGACUACAUGGCAGUAUAUAACCCAGAAGACAGCCAUCGUCAGACUCAUUGCUGUGAGAACCCCAGAUCCACCUUGAAUAGUUCUCUGCAAAAUAUUCUUGUAACACCUGCCAUUGUUUUAAUGAUUUUAUUUAGAUAAUAUAUGUUUUCCUCACCAUCUAGUGGCAUAUUUUUGAACUGGUACAUCUUCUAGGAAUAAAAAGGCACUGAUUUUUGAUAUAGCCUAUUUCAAUAGAUACUGAAUAGAAUAAAAGAAUUUCAACAAUAAGAUAGGUGCACACAGAUUUUUUUUAUAUACUAUAUAUAUUUUUUCAUAGAAUAAUCUUUUAUGAAAUGUGUUUAGUGGUUUCACCAGUUUUGAUGAUUUUAAUACUGAAAUAAGAAAACUAUAAAAACAGAGAAUUUCAGCCAUCAAAUUUAUUUUCUGUUUGUAAGUAGUUCUUAUUGUCAUUUGUGUUAGUUUAUGGAAACUGUACGUGAAGAGGUUAGAUUAAGGAUUUUAUUUAGAUAUGUAGUGUAAGUUAGGAAAUAUGUAAGAAGAGAUGUAAUACAGAAGGUGGAGGAAAAACAUCAAGGAGUCUUUCCCCACAAUCUGGAACUUAUAUGACAGACUGAAUAAAUAAAUACAAUCAUAUGGAA